AUGCGAGGCGGUACACUGACUGGAAGGGCUAUCAGGUAUGUGAGCAGGUACGGCUUUGCAAGAUCGGAUGGAGCUCGUCCGGGAGUAGCAAAAGUGCUUAUUGUCGUCACAGAUGGCAUUUCGUAUGACGGAGUGGCAACACCAGCAUAUAAAGCAAGACAGAAGGGAAUCCUUGUCUACGCUAUUGGUGUGUCAGGCUACGACCUGACGCAGCUCGAGCAGAUCGCCAGCAAUAACAGGACCUUGGCUGUGGUGGACAACUUCAACCUGCUAGAUAGUCUGAGGAACACACUUUUGACUGGAGUUUGUGAUGCCGUGCCGCCAGUCUUUGUGUGUGUAACAUUGACUACCCAGUUCUCCAUACAACUGAGAAACCCUGACUCGAGCGAAUUCUCCAGCAUCACCAGUGCUCUCAUUGCAGAGGUAUCCCAACUAUUUACCUCCAUCGUGGGAUUCCAAGGAGCAACUGUGGUUGGUUACCAACCUGCCCCUGACAAUCAAGUAAAAGUAUCAAUUGCUGUCUUUGUUGCUGAGUUUGCUGCUACUACCAUGAAGCAAACAUUUGUUGUUGCUGUAAGCACUGGCAACUUGGGAUCUAUAUCGGUGAAUGCAAGCUCCGCCGUCAUUGUUCAACAAGAAACGAAUUCAACCAUAGUAAGUCUGGUAGUUCAAAGGAAUUGCAGUGCAGAUCUACUCAACCCGGAGUCAGCGAUGUACAUUGCCCUGGUCGCUCAAAUUGAAUCUGCGGUGCUGUCUAUUCUUCAAAACAUCCCAGGGGUCGUCUCCAUUGAAGUGAGCGGCAUCAGUUGCUCUGGGCUUUACAUCAGAGUAACCAUUACUGUAGUGGUGGUGUCCACGUCCUCUAGUUCACUAGUGACGACAGUCUCUACAGCGGUAUCAUCAGGGAAUGUGGGAGGCCUGACUGUCGAUCCGACUUCAUUCAUUUCAGGAGACGAAGCUUUAGUGUGUCGAACACCUCUGGACAUCAUUUUGCUGUUGGAUGGAUCAGGAAGCGUAGGGGCCUACAACUUUGAGAAAGUGAAACAGUUUUCUCAAAAGCUCGUCGAGACCUUUGACAUCGGUCCAUCUGGAACGCAAAUAGGGGUUAUCCAAUACAGCACGCGUGUGAGACAGGAAUUCUCCAUGAACAGCUUCCAAAGCAAAGAAGCUUUGUCCAAUGCAAUCGACGAUAUUGCAUACAUGCGAGGCGGUACACUGACUGGAAGGGCUAUCAGGUAUGUGAGCAGGUACGGCUUUGCAAGAUCGGAUGGAGCUCGUCCGGGAGUAGCAAAAGUGCUUAUUGUCGUCACAGAUGGCAUUUCGUAUGACGGAGUGGCAACACCAGCAUAUAAAGCAAGACAGAAGGGAAUCCUUGUCUACGCUAUUGGUGUGUCAGGCUACGACCUGACGCAGCUCGAGCAGAUCGCCAGCAAUAACAGGACCUUGGCUGUGGUGGACAACUUCAACCUGCUGGAUAGUCUGAGGAACACACUUUUGACUGGAGUUUGUGAUGCCGUGCCACCAGUCUUUGUGUGUGUAACAUUGACUACCCAGUUCUCCAUACAACUGAGAAACCCUGACUCGAGCGAAUUCUCCAGCAUCACGAGUGCUCUCAUUGCAGAGGUAUCCCAACUAUUUACCUCCAUCGUGGGAUUCCAAGGAGCAACUGUGGUUGGUUACCAACCUGCCCCUGACAAUCAAGUAAAAGUAUCAAUUGCUGUCUUUGUUGCUGAGUUUGCUGCUACUACCAUGAAGCAAACAUUUGUUGUUGCUGUAAGCACUGGCAACUUGGGAUCUAUAUCGGUGAAUGCAAGCUCCGCCGUCAUUGUUCAACAAGAAACGAAUUCAACCAUAGUAAGUCUGGUAGUGCAAAGGAAUUGCAGUGCAGAUCUACUCAACCCGGAGUCAGCGAUGUACAUUGCCCUGGUCGCUCAAAUUGAAUCUGCGGUGCUGUCUAUUCUUCAAAACAUCCCAGGGGUCGUCUCCAUUGAAGUGAGCGGCAUCAGUUGCUCUGGGCUUUACAUCAGAGUAACCAUUACUGUAGUGGUGGUGUCCACGUCCUCUAGUUCACUAGUGACGACAGUCUCUACAGCGGUAUCAUCAGGGAAUGUGGGAGGCCUGACUGUCGAUCCGACUUCAUUCAUUUCAGGAGACGAAGCUUUAGUGUGUCGAACACCUCUGGACAUCAUUUUGCUGUUGGAUGGAUCAGGAAGCGUAGGGGCCUACAACUUUGAGAAAGUGAAACAGUUUUCUCAAAAGCUCGUCGAGACCUUUGACAUCGGUCCAUCUGGAACGCAAAUAGGGGUUAUCCAAUACAGCACGCGUGUGAGACAGGAAUUCUCCAUGAACAGCUUCCAAAGCAAAGAAGCUUUGUCCAAUGCAAUCGACGAUAUUGCAUACAUGCGAGGCGGUACACGGACUGGAAGGGCUAUCAGGUAUGUGAGCAGGUACGGCUUUGCAAGAUCGGAUGGAGCUCGUCCGGGAGUAGCAAAAGUGCUUAUUGUCGUCACAGAUGGCAUUUCGUAUGACGGAGUGGCAACACCAGCAUAUAAAGCAAGACAGAAGGGAAUCCUUGUCUACGCUAUUGGUGUGUCAGGCUACGACCUGACGCAGCUCGAGCAGAUCGCCAGCAAUAACAGGACCUUGGCUGUGGUGGACAACUUCAACCUGCUGGAUAGUCUGAGGAACACACUUUUGACUGGAGUUUGUGAUGCCGUGCCACCAGUCUUUGUGUGUGUAACAUUGACUACCCAGUUCUCCAUACAACUGAGAAACCCUGACUCGAGCGAAUUCUCCAGCAUCACCAGUGCUCUCAUUGCAGAGGUAUCCCAACUAUUUACCUCCAUCGUGGGAUUCCAAGGAGCAACUGUGGUUGGUUACCAACCUGCCCCUGACAAUCAAGUAAAAGUAUCAAUUGCUGUCUUUGUUGCUGAGUUUGCUGCUACUACCAUGAAGCAAACAUUUGUUGUUGCUGUAAGCACUGGCAACUUGGGAUCUAUAUCGGUGAAUGCAAGCUCCGCCGUCAUUGUUCAACAAGAAACGAAUUCAACCAUAGUAAGUCUGGUAGUUCAAAGGAAUUGCAGUGCAGAUCUACUCAACCCGGAGUCAGCGAUGUACAUUGCCCUGGUCGCUCAAAUUGAAUCUGCGGUGCUGUCUAUUCUUCAAAACAUCCCAGGGGUCGUCUCCAUUGAAGUGAGCGGCAUCAGUUGCUCUGGGCUUUACAUCAGAGUAACCAUUACUGUAGUGGUGGUGUCCACGUCCUCUAGUUCACUAGUGACGACAGUCUCUACAGCUGUAUCAUCAGGGAAUGUGGGAGGCCUGACUGUCGAUCCGACUUCAUUCAUUUCAGGAGACGAAGCUUUAGUGUGUCGAACACCUCUGGACAUCAUUUUGCUGUUGGAUGGAUCAGGAAGCGUAGGGGCCUACAACUUUGAGAAAGUGAAACAGUUUUCUCAAAAGCUCGUCGAGACCUUUGACAUCGGUCCAUCUGCAACGCAAAUAGGGGUUAUCCAAUACAGCACGCGUGUGAGACAGGAAUUCUCCAUGAACAGCUUCCAAAGCAAAGAAGCUUUGUCCAAUGCAAUCGACGAUAUUCCAUACAUGCGAGGCGGUACACUGACUGGAAGGGCUAUCAGGUAUGUGAGCAGGUACGGCUUUGCAAGAUCGGAUGGAGCUCGUCCGGGAGUAGCAAAAGUGCUUAUUGUCGUCACAGAUGGCAUUUCGUAUGACGGAGUGGCAACACCAGCAUAUAAAGCAAGACAGAAGGGAAUCCUUGUCUACGCUAUUGGUGUGUCAGGCUACGACCUGACGCAGCUCGAGCAGAUCGCCAGCAAUAACAGGACCUUGGCUGUGGUGGACAACUUCAACCUGCUGGAUAGUCUGAGGAACACACUUUUGACUGGAGUUUGUGAUGCCGUGCCACCAGUCUUUGUGUGUGUAACAUUGACUACCCAGUUCUCCAUACAACUGAGAAACCCUGACUCGAGCGAAUUCUCCAGCAUCACCAGUGCUCUCAUUGCAGAGGUAUCCCAACUAUUUACCUCCAUCGUGGGAUUCCAAGGAGCAACUGUGGUUGGUUACCAACCUGCCCCUGACAAUCAAGUAAAAGUAUCAAUUGCUGUCUUUGUUGCUGAGUUUGCUGCUACUACCAUGAAGCAAACAUUUGUUGUUGCUGUAAGCACUGGCAACUUGGGAUCUAUAUCGGUGAAUGCAAGCUCCGCCGUCAUUGUUCAACAAGAAACGAAUUCAACCAUAGUAAGUCUGGUAGUUCAAAGGAAUUGCAGUGCAGAUCUACUCAACCCGGAGUCAGCGAUGUACAUUGCCCUGGUCGCUCAAAUUGAAUCUGCGGUGCUGUCUAUUCUUCAAAACAUCCCAGGGGUCGUCUCCAUUGAAGUGAGCGGCAUCAGUUGCUCUGGGCUUUACAUCAGAGUAACCAUUACUGUAGUGGUGGUGUCCACGUCCUCUAGUUCACUAGUGACGACAGUCUCUACAGCUGUGUCAUCAGGGAAUGUGGGAGGCCUGACUGUCGAUCCAACUUCAUUCAUUUCAGGAGACGAAGCUUUAGUGUGUCGAACACCUCUGGACAUCAUUUUGCUGUUGGAUGGAUCAGGAAGCGUAGGGGCCUACAACUUUGAGAAAGUGAAACAGUUUUCUCAAAAGCUCGUCGAGACCUUUGACAUCGGUCCAUCUGCAACGCAAAUAGGGGUUAUCCAAUACAGCACGCGUGUGAGACAGGAAUUCUCCAUGAACAGCUUCCAAAGCAAAGAAGCUUUGUCCAAUGCAAUCGACGAUAUUGCAUACAUGCGAGGCGGUACACUGACUGGAAGGGCUAUCAGGUAUGUGAGCAGGUACGGCUUUGCAAGAUCGGAUGGAGCUCGUCCGGGAGUAGCAAAAGUGCUUAUUGUCGUCACAGAUGGCAUUUCGUAUGACGGAGUGGCAACACCAGCAUAUAAAGCAAGACAGAAGGGAAUCCUUGUCUACGCUAUUGGUGUGUCAGGCUACGACCUGACGCAGCUCGAGCAGAUCGCCAGCAAUAACAGGACCUUGGCUGUGGUGGACAACUUCAACCUGCUGGAUAGUCUGAGGAACACACUUUUGACUGGAGUUUGUGAUGCCGUGCCACCAGUCUUUGUGUGUGUAACAUUGACUACCCAGUUCUCCAUACAACUGAGAAACCCUGACUCGAGCGAAUUCUCCAGCAUCACCAGUGCUCUCAUUGCAGAGGUAUCCCAACUAUUUACCUCCAUCGUGGGAUUCCAAGGAGCAACUGUGGUUGGUUACCAACCUGCCCCUGACAAUCAAGUAAAAGUAUCAAUUGCUGUCUUUGUUGCUGAGUUUGCUGCUACUACCAUGAAGCAAACAUUUGUUGUUGCUGUAAGCACUGGCAACUUGGGAUCUAUAUCGGUGAAUGCAAGCUCCGCCGUCAUUGUUCAACAAGAAACGAAUUCAACCAUAGUAAGUCUGGUAGUUCAAAGGAAUUGCAGUGCAGAUCUACUCAACCCGGAGUCAGCGAUGUACAUUGCCCUGGUCGCUCAAAUUGAAUCUGCGGUGCUGUCUAUUCUUCAAAACAUCCCAGGGGUCGUCUCCAUUGAAGUGAGCGGCAUCAGUUGCUCUGGGCUUUACAUCAGAGUAACCAUUACUGUAGUGGUGGUGUCCACGUCCUCUAGUUCACUAGUGACGACAGUCUCUACAGCGGUAUCAUCAGGGAAUGUGGGAGGCCUGACUGUCGAUCCGACUUCAUUCAUUUCAGGAGACGAAGCUUUAGUGUGUCGAACACCUCUGGACAUCAUUUUGCUGUUGGAUGGAUCAGGAAGCGUAGGGGCCUACAACUUUGAGAAAGUGAAACAGUUUUCUCAAAAGCUCGUCGAGACCUUUGACAUCGGUCCAUCUGGAACGCAAAUAGGGGUUAUCCAAUACAGCACGCGUGUGAGACAGGAAUUCUCCAUGAACAGCUUCCAAAGCAAAGAAGCUUUGUCCAAUGCAAUCGACGAUAUUGCAUACAUGCGAGGCGGUACACUGACUGGAAGGGCUAUCAGGUAUGUGAGCAGGUACGGCUUUGCAAGAUCGGAUGGAGCUCGUCCGGGAGUAGCAAAAGUGCUUAUUGUCGUCACAGAUGGCAUUUCGUAUGACGGAGUGGCAACACCAGCAUAUAAAGCAAGACAGAAGGGAAUCCUUGUCUACGCUAUUGGUGUGUCAGGCUACGACCUGACGCAGCUCGAGCAGAUCGCCAGCAAUAACAGGACCUUGGCUGUGGUGGACAACUUCAACCUGCUGGAUAGUCUGAGGAACACACUUUUGACUGGAGUUUGUGAUGCCGUGCCACCAGUCUUUGUGUGUGUAACAUUGACUACCCAGUUCUCCAUACAACUGAGAAACCCUGACUCGAGCGAAUUCUCCAGCAUCACCAGUGCUCUCAUUGCAGAGGUAUCCCAACUAUUUACCUCCAUCGUGGGAUUCCAAGGAGCAACUGUGGUUGGUUACCAACCUGCCCCUGACAAUCAAGUAAAAGUAUCAAUUGCUGUCUUUGUUGCUGAGUUUGCUGCUACUACCAUUAAGCAAACAUUUGUUGUUGCUGUAAGCACUGGCAACUUGGGAUCUAUAUCGGUGAAUGCAAGCUCCGCCGUCAUUGUUCAACAAGAAACGAAUUCAACCAUAGUAAGUCUGGUAGUUCAAAGGAAUUGCAGUGCAGAUCUACUCAACCCGGAGUCAGCGAUGUACAUUGCCCUGGUCGCUCAAAUUGAAUCUGCGGUGCUGUCUAUUCUUCAAAACAUCCCAGGGGUCGUCUCCAUUGAAGUGAGCGGCAUCAGUUGCUCUGGGCUUUACAUCAGAGUAACCAUUACUGUAGUGGUGGUGUCCACGUCCUCUAGUUCACUAGUGACGACAGUCUCUACAGCGGUAUCAUCAGGGAAUGUGGGAGGCCUGACUGUCGAUCCGACUUCAUUCAUUUCAGGAGACGAAGCUUUAGUGUGUCGAACACCUCUGGACAUCAUUUUGCUGUUGGAUGGAUCAGGAAGCGUAGGGGCCUACAACUUUGAGAAAGUGAAACAGUUUUCUCAAAAGCUCGUCGAGACCUUUGACAUCGGUCCAUCUGGAACGCAAAUAGGGGUUAUCCAAUACAGCACGCGUGUGAGACAGGAAUUCUCCAUGAACAGCUUCCAAAGCAAAGAAGCUUUGUCCAAUGCAAUCGACGAUAUUGCAUACAUGCGAGGCGGUACACGGACUGGAAGGGCUAUCAGGUAUGUGAGCAGGUACGGCUUUGCAAGAUCGGAUGGAGCUCGUCCGGGAGUAGCAAAAGUGCUUAUUGUCGUCACAGAUGGCAUUUCGUAUGACGGAGUGGCAACACCAGCAUAUAAAGCAAGACAGAAGGGAAUCCUUGUCUACGCUAUUGGUGUGUCAGGCUACGACCUGACGCAGCUCGAGCAGAUCGCCAGCAAUAACAGGACCUUGGCUGUGGUGGACAACUUCAACCUGCUGGAUAGUCUGAGGAACACACUUUUGACUGGAGUUUGUGAUGCCGUGCCGCCAGUCUUUGUGUGUGUAACAUUGACUACCCAGUUCUCCAUACAACUGAGAAACCCUGACUCGAGCGAAUUCUCCAGCAUCACCAGUGCUCUCAUUGCAGAGGUAUCCCAACUAUUUACCUCCAUCGUGGGAUUCCAAGGAGCAACUGUGGUUGGUUACCAACCUGCCCCUGACAAUCAAGUAAAAGUAUCAAUUGCUGUCUUUGUUGCUGAGUUUGCUGCUACUACCAUGAAGCAAACAUUUGUUGUUGCUGUAAGCACUGGCAACUUGGGAUCUAUAUCGGUGAAUGCAAGCUCCGCUGUCAUUGUUCGACAAGAAACGAAUUCAACCAUAGUAAGUCUGGUAGUUCAAAGGAAUUGCAGUGCAGAUCUACUCAACCCGGAGUCAGCGAUGUACAUUGCCCUGGUCGCUCAAAUUGAAUCUGCGGUGCUAUCUAUUCUUCAAAACAUCCCAGGGGUCGUCUCCAUUGAAGUGAGCGGCAUCAGUUGCUCGUAA
Messenger RNA from Branchiostoma floridae (Florida lancelet), 8016 nucleotides. RefSeq lists its product as uncharacterized. The record is from RefSeq and is a predicted model, not a curated record. The transcript has 48 exons. NCBI's taxonomy places the organism in Eukaryota, Metazoa, Chordata, Leptocardii, Amphioxiformes, Branchiostomatidae. The coding region runs from base 1 to 8016 and encodes 2671 amino acids.